Messenger RNA from Microsporum canis CBS 113480, 1776 nucleotides. RefSeq names its product TupA protein. NCBI's taxonomy places the organism in Eukaryota, Fungi, Ascomycota, Eurotiomycetes, Onygenales, Arthrodermataceae. The coding region runs from base 1 to 1776 and encodes 591 amino acids. Gene Ontology annotation, molecular function: protein binding. The transcript is spliced from 8 exons. The record is from RefSeq and is a predicted model, not a curated record.
AUGUAUGGGUCUCAUCGAGCCAUGGUCACCGCGCCACCGAACACGCGCCUGACGGAGCUCCUCGACCAGCUACGACAAGAGUUUGAUAACCAGUCGCGGAGCACCGGCGAGUUCGAGCAUCAGCUGACCGGUCAGCUUCAAGAGAUGGAAAUGAUCCGACAAAAGGUUUACCAGCUGGAGCAGGCUCAGCUCAAAAUGAAACAAGACUACGAGGCUGAAAUUCGCACACUACGCAUGGAGCUCGAGUCUCGUGGUAUCCACGUCCCUCCAUCUCACGUUGGCGGACCUCCUCCACACGGAGGCCCCUCCCAGGCACCCCCUCCAGCCCUCGGACAUGGCCCCAGUAACCUCUUUGGAGGCAUCAUGGCCAACCAGGGAGGUGGUGCUCCCGCCCUUGCUCCUCCUCCACCACCACAAGACCAGCAACAGGGUGCCCAGCACUCGCUGCAAAACCCUCCCAAUGCACAGGGCCCCCCACAGCCCCCUCAGGGCGCAUUUGCCGGCUACCAGCAAGGCUCUGGUGUUAAUGGAUCCGCAUUCGGUCCUCCAGCUCCCACUGCUUCUCCUGGUCCUGGAAAGGGCCGUAGCGCCCGUGCUCCAGCUGGCCCUGCUACUCCUCAGCAAAAUCAGCAAAUGGCAUUUUCUGAGGCUCGCCCAUCCCCCCAGAUGCCCCUCCAGACCGCCGCAAACCCACAGGGCCCCCCAUACCGUACAGUUGGUAACACCCUCGCCGAGCUCGAUCCAGAUAAGCUCCCACCCAGCCAGAAGAAAGAAAGCAGCGACUGGUACGCUGUCUUUAACCCGGACAUUCCUCGUGUCCUUGACGUCGACCUCGUUCACAACCUUAUCCACGACAGUGUCGUCUGCUGUGUCCGGUUCAGUGCUGAUGGCAAGCACGUAGCCACGGGAUGUAACCGCUCUGCACAGAUUUUCGAAGUUAGCACUGGCCUGCUCGUCAGCACGCUACAGGAUGACUCUGUUGACAAGGAUGGUGAUCUAUAUAUUCGAAGUGUAUGCUUCAGUCCUGACGGAAGGUACCUCGCUACCGGUGCGGAAGAUAAGCAAAUCAGGGUCUGGGACAUUGCUAGCCGCACAAUCAAAAACAUCUUCUCCGGACAUGAACAGGAUAUUUAUUCUCUCGACUUUGCCCGAAACGGCCGCUACAUCGCUUCCGGAAGUGGUGAUAAGACUGUCCGUCUCUGGGAUAUCGUCGAUGGCAAACAGGAACUCAUUCUCAGCAUCGAAGACGGCGUUACCACUGUUGCUAUUUCUCCAGACGGCCGCUACGUAGCUGCCGGAUCUCUUGAUAAGAGCGUUCGUGUCUGGGACACUACCACUGGAUACCUGGUUGAGCGCCUCGAGAGCCCUGAUGGCCAUAGAGACAGUGUUUACAGCGUUGCUUUCGCACCAAACGGAAGGGACCUUGUUAGCGGCAGUUUGGACAAGACUAUUAAGAUGUGGGAACUUACACCUCCAAGAGGAAUGGUGCCUGGCACUGGACCAAAGGGAGGGAAGUGUGUACGCACCUUUGAGGGACACAAGGACUUCGUGCUUAGUGUCUGCCUGACACCUGACGGCCACUGGGUGAUGAGUGGUUCAAAGGAUAGAGGCGUCCAGUUCUGGGAUCCUGCCACUGGUCAUGCCCAGAUGAUGCUUCAAGGCCACAAGAACUCAGUUAUCUCUGUUGCUCCAAGCCCAACGGGCCAGCUAUUUGCAACCGGAAGCGGAGAUAUGCGUGCUAGGAUCUGGAGCUACUCGUCAUGGAACCGUCGAUAA